This is a messenger RNA of Eriocheir sinensis (Chinese mitten crab), 588 nucleotides long. RefSeq lists its product as uncharacterized. The record is from RefSeq and is a predicted model, not a curated record. Bases 1 to 588 code for a protein of 195 amino acids. The transcript has a single exon. NCBI's taxonomy places the organism in Eukaryota, Metazoa, Arthropoda, Malacostraca, Decapoda, Varunidae.
AUGUACACAGCCACUCCACCAUGUACACAGCCGCUCCAUCAUGUACACAGCCACUCCACCAUGUACACAGCCACUCCACCAUGUACACAGCCGCUCCAUCAUGUACACAGCCACUCCACCAUGUACACAGCCACUCCACCAUGUACACAGCCACUCCACCAUGUACACAGCCACUCCACCAUGUACACAGCCACUCCACCAUGUACACAGCCACUCCACCAUGUACACAGCCACUCCACCAUGUACACAGCCACCCACCAUGUACAGCCACUCCACCAUGUACACAGCCACUCCACCAUGUACACAGCCACUCCACCAUGUACACAGCCACUCCACCAUGUACACAGCCACUCCACCAUGUACACAGCCACUCCACCAUGUACACAGCCACUCCACCAUGUACACAGCCACUCCACCAUGUACACAGCCACUCCACCAUGUACAGCCACUCCACCAUGUACACAGCCACUCCACCAUGUACACAGCCACUCCACCAUGUACACAGCCACUCCACCAUGUACACAGCCACUCCACCAUGUACACAGCCGCUCCACCAUGUACACAGCCACUCCACACGUCCUACUAUGA